CUUACAGCCACUCCCGAGACAGCCUUUCUCCACGCCAUCAGCGCCGCCGCCAUUACUUACGAACUAACCCUAAAAUGCCGGUAUAACAUAGCGGGAUGCUCUUGUGUGACACGUCGAGUAUCUAAUAGUCGGUCGGUAAAGUCAGGAUGUGGAGAUAAUGUUGAGUAUGGGAUGGAACAGACAAGGCGAUUUUUCGAUGAAAUAGAAACUGGAAACGACGCUCGGACAGCAAUGAACAGGCAUAACAACAGAGUCGGAAGAGAGGUACGGGUAGUUGUAGUUACAAGACUGUUUGGAUUGAAGACCAUUUUAGCAAGUCUUGAUGUUUUGGUUUCUCACCUUAGGUAAGCAUCAAAAACUUGCUAGAAUGGCGUUUAUAGGGCAGGUAACAGUAAGAUACCAACGCAGACACAACUCUUUAUGAGGAAUGCUCAAGACGUUUAAGGCCUGGGUCAAAGGUGUGGUCUGGACAUAUGAAUGAUUGGCAAUAUCUCCCUAGAACAAAAUGAAAUUUUUCCCCAAAAGUAAAUCUUGAGGUUUUUGUUGUGCCUUAACGUUUAAUUAUGGUCACGUGACCAAAAAUUUGAAAUGAAGGAAAUUUCGAAUUAGUAGCGAACUUACUUUGUUUGGAUAAAUAAAUUGGCAUUUCUGAGAGAUGUAAACAUGCCUAACUUUCUACGUUUGGAAUGAAUGUAAAAGAAGUUUAAAAUUAAAGUUUUCAAUAAUUCAAGAUUAAGUUUGGGCAUUUUAAAUGGUGUUUUUCCUCAUAACUUUUUGUUGAAGUUCAAAGGACGGUCAUUCCAAACGUGAAGUGUUAGAAAUAUUUAAUAUGAAUUAGAAAAACGUUAUUGCUAGAUUUCUUUUCUUAAACUGGCCACCAAUUGGUCAAUAAUUUACGAUUAUUAGCAAAAUGGCCAUGUGACAUAUCACGUGACUUAUUAACACAAUAUUUAUUCCUUAAAAUAUUAAGGACGAUGAGUUCUUUAUGUGUGCCAAAUUUUGAUUCAGCGCCAUCAUCUAUGCCGAAGUUAUAGCUAAUAAAUCAUUUUCCACAGGUAAACCCCUUAGUCCCAGGCCUUAAACUAUCUGAGGUAUGGAACGUUUUUUUCUUUUCCUUUAUUACCCCCCAGGGUUUAAAAGCAGUGGUUAAGUGUACUUACGGGGUAUCUAUAAAUGAGCAUGUGUUCUAAUCAUUUUUAGUUUUUAGCACCAUUUAAGAGGUUGGAACCCUUUUUUCCUGUUACAGGUAGUCGGAUCUAGCCUUGUUGACUGGUGUAAAUCAUGUCGUGACGUCAUUACACGAUCCAAGUUAUGGGCUCCUGACAAGUCGAAGACUUGCUGGAAGAUACUGCCUCCUUUUCAAGACAUUGGAACAAUGCUAAAGAAAAAAUACCACAAUGCUGUGCCGGUGUUGUUAGUUGGCAACAGGCUGAUGGAGAAAGUUGGUGAUAAUAUGAGAGCCAUACAAAACAACGAUACAAAGCUUGUUUAUCUUGAUCCCUCCUCGAAUGGCUGCCUCCGAGAUGACACCAUGACCUCACCCAAUAAUGAAAUGUUUGAGACAAAGUCAUGUAAGAGCGUAUCUCGCGACAAACCCAACUGCCAUUUUUUUUCAGCUCUGUGCAGCUAUUUCGGAAUGAGACAAGAAACAGUAACAGAAACAGUGAGGAAGACUAGGAGACCUCGGUUCUGCUUAGGGGGUUACAUGUACAGAAGGAGACGAACCUUUCACAAGACCACGACAACGACCUGUCACAGUAAACCUCAGGGUGUUAAAGCUAUUUGAUCUAAGAGGGUUUUGUGCCUUUUUUUUUUCCUUUUCCCAUCCAUGCCUUUUUGGUGUCCAGUUUUGUGUUAAGAUAUUCCUUUAUUGUUUUCAGUAAGUUCUUAUUUUGCAUGGCACUUAAUUUUGUGAUAUAGCGGCCCUGGGAAGAAGUUGGGUGUAUGUUAUGACAAUAUUGAGUGUUCGACUUACGGACGAAUGAUUAUAGUCUAACUUCCAUCCAAGUUGUACUUUAAAAUUUUGAUACGUUCAUAACUGGCGGAGUCGUCCAAUACGGAAUUGACUAUUUCAGCUCAUAAGUUAUGAGGUUCGACAGGAGUCAGGAAUUUUGUUCAGUGACACUCAAGAAUAUCUCCAUGAUUGCUUUGAUUUAAAAGUUUUAAGUCUUCUAUUUAGAGCAAAUUUCUAGACUACAUAGGUAAUUUUCCUUGACACUUCGAGGCACGACAAAUACCGUAAACUGUCCCUUAUAAGCCCCCCUACCCCCCCCCCCCCUCCCGUGUUAUAGGCCAAUCUAGCUUUGAAUAAAAAAUAAUCGGAUUAUACCCCCGGCCCCUUACGCCGAUAUAAGUACCCUGCGAGCAGAGGCUACACUUUUGCUGUGUGAGCUGUCGUGUGAAAAGUAGCCUCUGCCUACAACCGUUCAAAUCCGUCCAGAAAUCUGGACGAAUAAAUAAAAAAACGGGUUUUUCCUGUGCUUGACCGGUUUAGAGCAUUGCGUGAGUCUUGCGUAGCAGAUCAGAGUCGUCGCAAUUUUUUUUAUUCCCGCGAAACUCGCGCCAUUUGACGACAGACCGUGACGAUUAAUUUUGCUUGCGAAUCGCCUGACGAAUUUCGCGCAUGCACGAUAGAAAAUUGAACGGUUGUCGGCAGAGGCUACUUUUCGCACUGCACGUCACACACAAAAAAUGUAGCCUAAGCCAACAUUAUCACUUUCUUCUCACUUAGGGCAAAAUGUUGGCUUAGGGAGGAGGGGUAGGUCAUAACCUCACCAUUUAGACUGCCCUCCUGAAACCCCUUACAAAGAAGUGCAAGCCCAGGGUUUAUAAACGGCAGUUCACGGUAGGCCAUUUCCGAGUUCCAAAAACUCUCUUUUCAAACUGCGACUAUCUGCAAAACCUUGUGAAAAUGAAUCUUUAUUUGCAUGAGAAUAAAAAAUUGAUUUCAUACCAACGAAUUUGCACCCAGCCUCGAUUCAAAACAUGAGAAGUUUGCACCAACUCAAAAAUAAACGGCCUAUUCUGUUCUAUGCCACACGAUUUCGUUUUACCGUUAUAUUAGCAGGAACAGUUCUGAUUAGUGUUCUUCCAUUUAUCUGCGAUUGCGAUAUGUUUUUAGUCUUGAAAAUUGCUCGAUUUUGCAUGUUAUGACUCAUUUUAUACGAGGUCAGUAGAUUUAUACGAUAUUGUUAUCAAGUGAUUAGAAUGUUGAUUACAAGAAGUUAAAUUAAAAUUAUAAUUAAAAAUUAUCGUCCCUUUUUUUCAGUUUCUUUGUCUUCCUCGUUCCUAGGGCUUUGCCGGCCUAAGGGAAAAGCCCUGAUGAAGUGGUUGUUGUUCUUUUUAUGAUUAUUAUUUUUUAGUCAUAUCAUUUAAAAUAAUAUCCCUCCCAAAAUUCUUUUCCAGAUUGCUGCAAAGAGCGUAGCUAGAGUCGAUUUAUAAUAUGGUCGGCCAUUUGUUUCAAAAUUAUGACACGAUAUACGUGCGGUUUUUUUCCCACGUAUACUUGCAAUCAUUCCUGCUACACGAUAUACGUGCGUUUUAUUCCCUAGUAUAUGACCAUUUUCUUACAAACGCGCAUAAAAAUGCGCACAAAAAAGGCCAUAUAUAUGCGUUACAAACAAGCAUGUGGUAUAUGGAGUCACAGAAAGUCGUCGUAUAAGAGGCACCGAAUUAUACCGUCAGCAAAAAACCCCUUCAUGUACGAUAGAGCUGAAAAAUAACUUCAGUUUGAAUCAAGCAUGGCCGCAAUGGCCGCUUUAAUUUCGAGCAAGAUUUGGUUUUUAUUCAUUGCCCUCACAGUAGUGGUGGUUGUUGGCUUUCCGACAACGGAUUUGUUGGAAUCCGUGGAUUGUCUCUUGAGAGACUGUGUACGCUAUUUCACAAAUGCUGA
Porites lobata is the source of this 3892-nucleotide messenger RNA. Lineage: Eukaryota; Metazoa; Cnidaria; Anthozoa; Scleractinia; Poritidae. The record is from the annotation of a GenBank genome assembly.